AUGUGGCUCAACGUUGGCUUUUGGAAGAAUAACCCAUGUUCCUUUCAAGAGGCUUGUCAGCAUCUAUUCGAGGAAGUUCUUUGUGAAGCCGGUAUCUCAAAGGGCUGCUCCUCGAACUUCUCGAUUGUCGAAGUUGGAUGCGGAUGCGCCGAAACAGCCUUCUUCAUGCGUAAAUCUCUUCCGCACAAGUUGCGUGACUAUAUUGGCAUUACCAUCAAUCGCUCUCAAGCUAGAUAUGCAAAAGACAGACUUCAGAGUCUGGCUGAUGAUUGCCCUCUUAUGUAUGAGGGCCGGGGGUCUCCAUUGAAUGAAGUUUUCAAAGCAGAUGCAGCAGACCCCAAUAAAUGGCCAAGCCAUGUUCACAACAAACUUCAUCAGCUUGCGCAGUCUCGAAUGGGCCCUAAGAACAGCGAAGCGAUCAAUCCGCAACUUUGGUUACUAGCUAUUGACACCUUGUAUCAUUUCAAGCCGAACCGACACAAGAUCCUGAAAUAUGCACAUCAAGAACUUGGCGCCUCUAUCAUGGCAACAGACAUCAUUAUCUCAUCAUCUUUAUCGACCUGGAACCGCGUUCUAUUGAGAAUCUUGUUCUACUUUCUCUACGUUCCGUGGACAAAUAUUCUCACUCGAGACGAAUACAUUAGCAUGCUUGCCGCAUGUGGAUACGAGAAGAAAAAUAUUGAGAUCCGUGACAUCACAGAGGAUUGUUUCCCUGGCUAUGACCAAUUUCUUGCUAGGCAAAGUCGGCACUGGGAGCAUAUUGGAGGAUCACCUGCAGUGUUCCGCCCAAUGCGAUUGAUGGGAAAAGUAGCUGCGUGGUGGGCCAAAUCGGGUACCAUUCGCGAGUGCAUAAUUAUUGCGAAGAAAUCUGGUUCAGUACCAUAA
Penicillium soppii is the source of this 885-nucleotide messenger RNA. RefSeq lists its product as uncharacterized. The record is from RefSeq and is a predicted model, not a curated record. The transcript has 2 exons. NCBI's taxonomy places the organism in Eukaryota, Fungi, Ascomycota, Eurotiomycetes, Eurotiales, Aspergillaceae. Bases 1 to 885 code for a protein of 294 amino acids.